Molecule: messenger RNA, 1239 nt
Organism: Cottoperca gobio
Lineage: Eukaryota; Metazoa; Chordata; Actinopteri; Perciformes; Bovichtidae
Gene: mia
Product: MIA SH3 domain containing
Exons: 4
Coding region: 91-477 (128 amino acids)
Biological process (GO): extracellular matrix organization
Molecular function (GO): protein binding
Source: RefSeq, a predicted model, not a curated record
CAGACAGACAAAAGGGAACAAAAAGCCCAUAAGACGUUCACAAAGCUCAAAACAAGACCAUUGGAUCAUUAGGUGCGUUCACAUACAAUCAUGCCUUGCAAACUCUGGCUUGCUCUUUCAGUGUGGCUUUUGCUGCCAACCUCUGAAGCUGGAAGGCAGAUGCCUAAACUCUCUGACAAGAAACUCUGCGCUGACUCCGAUUGCAGCCAUCCUAUCUUGAUAGCUCGUGCACUGCAGGACUACUACCCUGGAGACUGCAGGUUCAUCCCCAUCAGACAGGGCCAGCUCAUCUAUGUUUAUGCAAUGCUGAAGGACAGAGGGAACCUUUUCUGGGCUGGCAGUGUACAAGAUUCCUAUUAUGGCCAGCAGGAGGCUCGCAUUGGCCACUUCCCCAGCAGCGUAGUGGAGGAGACUCAUCCCCUCAUGCCAGCCAGCACCGAAGUCAAGACUACGAAAUGGGACUUCUACUGUAACUGAUGUUGCCUUUACCAACAAAGAGAACAACGUUCUUGUCAACUACAUUACAAUAUAACUUUUUUUUAUGAUCUUAGAUGCAUUGUUAACGAUAUGUAGGUUUGCUUAUCCACACUGUUGAUAACCUGCACCUUAGAAGAUAUGAACAGCUCUACAAAACAAAUUAUUCUAGAUUGCAAUUAGAUUUCAUAAUUACGGCUUCAAAGCACUGAAGAAAGGACCAUUGCUGCCAAUACUUCAUCAUACUGUUUGUAUCUGUUUUGCAGAUAUUAAAAGUGUUUGUCAAAGUGUAAAAGUUAAAUGUGUUUAAAAAACAAAACAAAGAUGAAUUGUGCAUCUAUGUUCUCAGAUUCAUGCAAUUUGUGUUCCCACUACUUAUUUUUCUUGAUGAUUGUGCAUCGCUAAAGAAAUACGUAUGUGUGUCAGCUGCCUAGAAAACCUCACCUAGGCUAUGUAAUGGAAAUGUUCAUAUGUCCAAGUUAGAUUUUUAUUGUUUGAUACAUGCUUAAAUGAACUUCUGUCUUUCCCAACAUAUGUCUGUAACUUAAUUUGUAUUCUCACGAUAUUCUUCUUGUGUUUAUCCCAAAUGGGUGAACCUUCCACACAUAACCCUUCUCUAUUCACAGACUUUUUGGGUCAACUGUGUCAAUCUUCCACCCCUCCUUGUGUCUGUAAAAUACAUGAACACAGUUUUAUCGGGGUUCUUCCUCACGCAGUGCUUGCACUCUGUAUGAUUGAUGAUCCUUCUUUGCAAAGAAUAAAUAC